Molecule: messenger RNA, 5307 nt
Organism: Aethalodelphis obliquidens (Pacific white-sided dolphin)
Lineage: Eukaryota; Metazoa; Chordata; Mammalia; Artiodactyla; Delphinidae
Gene: CCDC136
Product: coiled-coil domain containing 136
Exons: 18
Coding region: 75-3677 (1200 amino acids)
Biological process (GO): acrosome assembly; single fertilization
Cellular component (GO): acrosomal membrane
Source: RefSeq, a predicted model, not a curated record
CUCCGGCUUCGCGGCGGCGGCGGCAGCGGCGGCGGCGGCGUCUGCUCCGGGCAGCGGCGGCGGCGCGAGCGGCCAUGGACGCGGGCGCCGGGGCCGGCGCGGGCGCCGCGGGUUGGAGCUGCCCGGGCCCAGGACCCACAGUGACCACUUCAGGCUCCUACGAGGUAUCAGAGGGUUGUGAGAGGAAGAAAGGCCAACGCUGGGGGUCCCUGGAACGGCGGGGGAUGCAAGCUAUGGAGGGGGAAGUGUUACUCCCAGCUCUCUACGAGGAGGAAGAGGAGGAGGAAGAAGAGGAAGAAGAGGUGGAAGAAGAGGAUGAUCAAGUGCAGAAAGGUGGCAGCGUGGGCUCCCUGUCGGUUGGCAAGCACCGGGGCCUGAGCCUCACGGAGACGGAGCUGGAGGAGCUGAGGGCUCAGGUGCUGCAGCUGGUGGCAGAGCUGGAGGAGACCCGGGAACUGGCAGGGCAGCAUGAGGACGACUCGCUGGAGCUGCAGGGGCUCCUGGAGGAUGAGCGGCUGGCCAGCGCCCAGCAGGCAGAGGUGUUCACCAAGCAGAUUCAGCAGCUCCAAGGUGAGCUGCGGUCUCUACGGGAGGAGAUUUCCCUGUUAGAGCAUGAAAAAGAAAGUGAACUUCAGGAAAUAGAACAGGAGUUGCAUUUGGCCCAGGCUGAGAUCCAGAAUCUGCGGCAAGCAGCGGAGGACUCUGCGACUGAACAUGAGAGUGACAUAGCCUCCCUGCAGGAGGAUCUCUGCCGGAUGCAGAAUGAACUCGAGGACAUGGAGCGCAUCCGAGGAGAGUAUGAGAUGGAGAUCACCUCCCUCCGUGCAGAAAUAGAAAUGAAGAACUCUGACGUAUCCAAUAGUUUAAGUCUCUCAGAUUUCUCUGAGAUGCAAGAAGAGUUGCAGCAACUGCGGGACCGCUACCGCUUCCUGAACGAGGAGUACCAGGUCCUCCGAGAGAACAACAGUAGCCUCACAGGACAGCUUGCGGAUCUGGAGAGUGAGAGGACACUAAGAGCAACAGAAAGAUGCCUGGAGUCCCAAGCACUAGGGAGUAUGAAGUCAGCAGAGUCUCAGACUUCAAAAGAGGAUUUCCUGGAGCCUGAUCCUGAAAUGCAUUUGUUGCGACAGCAGCUGCUGGGAGCUGAGGAGCAGAUGCAUGACAUGCAGAACAAGUGUAAGAAAUUGAGUUGUGAGUUGCAAGAGCUACAGCACCAUCGCCGGACCAGUGAGGAGGAGCAGAGGCGGCUGCAGAGGGAGCUCAAGUGUGCACAGGAUGAGGUGCUUCGGUUUCAGACUUCCCACAGUGUCACCCAGGGCGAGGAGCUGAGGACCAGACUCUGUGCCCUGCAGCAAAAGUAUGAUGCUAGCCAGGAUGAGCAGAAUGAACUCUUGAAGGUACAGCUACAACUUGAGGCUGAGCUCCAGCAGCUCAAAGAUAUGAAACCCACAGUCGUAGAAAGCCAGAGUGAGAAGGAGUUACAGUGCCAGCUACAGAAGCUGCAGCUGCAGUACCAGAGCAUCAUGUGUGAGAAGGACGAGCUGCUGGCCGUGCAGCAGCAGCUGCAAGACAGCCUGCGCUGCCACGAGGCAGAGGUGCAGCACCUCAAGGGCAUCGUGGCCUCCUUCCAAGAGAGCAGAGAGAAGAAUGCAGAGAUGCACGCCCAGCUGCAGGAGAUGAAGCGGCUGUACCAGACCAGCAAGGAUGCGCUGGAGCGGAAAAAGCACAUGUGUGAUCAGCUCGAGCAGGACUUCUUGCUCUGCCGGCAGGAGCUGCAGCAGCUCAAGACCACCCAGUGCAUCCCAGAGGACAAGGGAAAGUGUGCUGAUAAGUGUGACGCACUGCUCUUCAGACUGACAGAAUUGCAGGAGAGGUACAAGGCCAGCCAGAAGGAUAUGGCGCAGCUGCAGAUGGAGCAGUGCGAGCUCCUGGAGAGGCAGAGGAGGAUGCAGGAGGCGCAGGGCCAGCUGCACGAAGAGCUGCACAGGCUCACGUUCCCGCUCCCCAGAUCUGGUCUCUUCCACAAGAGUCAGGAGCUCCUUACAAAGUUACAAGACCUGGGUGAACUACAGAUGGUCUACCAAGGCAUGCAGGAGAAGCAGAAAAAACUGAUACAGAAUCAAGAAAGUGUAUUAAAAGAACAAUUAGAACUGCAUGGAGCGCUGCAACGUUUCAAGGAGUCUGAUUUCCGGGAAGUGUUGGAGAAUCCAAAGGACUCCAAAUGGCCUAAGUCCUCAAAAUGUGGUCAUAACAAGUCAAAGGUGAUCAUCGCCCAGAUGCAGGCUCUGCAGGAGCUGUACGAGGCCAGUGAGGCUGAGCAGGAGCUGCGGCAGCAGGAGCAGGAGCGGCUUCUAGAGGAGCGGAAGAGGCUGCAGGCCGACCUGCAGCUCUGCCUGGAAGAAAUGCACAUGCUCCAAGUCCAGUCCCCUUCUGUGAAAAUGAGCCUUGAGUCCUACAAGAAGAGUUAUGGGACCACGGCCACCAGCAACGAGAACUGUCGCAGAGAUUGUAACAUUGAUGACAACGAGAGCUGUCACGAGAGGUACAACAGCAGCCAGGCCAGCGAAGAGAGCGUCCUCCAGAGCUAUGACAGGAGCACCAGUACUGGGGAGUCCUGUGGGAGGAGUUACCGCAGCAGCAGCAGCAGCAUUGCCUAUAAGAGGAGUUACGGCACCAGCAGGAGCUCUGACACUUGUCACAAGAGUUACGUCAGCAGCAGCAUGGACGACGAACUUGCCGAUCCUGAAGAUAUGGAGCGCUUUGAGGACACAGUUGCCAAGGUGUUGAUCAAGCUGCAGGGAGUGCAGGCCAUGUACCAGCUCAGCCAGGAGGAGCACGACCUGCUGCGGCAGCAGAUGAGAAACCUGCUAGACAAGCAGAAAGGGCCGAAGGAAGAGCUGGAUGCCUGCGAGAAGGAAUUCAAGGAGCGCGUGGAACGCUUGGAGAAGACUGUUGCCUCCCAAAAUGAGGAGCACGAGAUCAAAGAACUGCAGGCCAAGCUGCGGGAGCUGCAGCUACAGUACCAGGCUAGCGUGGAUGAGCGGGGGCGGCUCCUGGCCGUGCAGGAGCAGUUGGAGGGGCAGCUGCAGUGCUGCCAGGAAGAGCUUCACCAGCUCAAAGAGAAGAGGUCCUCUGUUACCAAAGAAACCAAGGGAACGAAUGGCAAUAAGAACAUGAAUAAGAAUGCCAAUGGGGUUAAAAGUAAAAAGGUGGCCGAGCCAAGCCUGGAGAGUUCUGAGGUCAGCUGUGAGACCAGAAAGAGUCUGGAGGUGGUGCUGUACUACAAGGCCAGCCACGUGGCCUUGGACGAUCAAACGAAAGAGGAAAUAGAAGAGGAAACGAAGGAGGCAAUUGAGGACGAAACGGGGGCAAUUGAGGACGAAACAAAGGAGUCCUGGGAUGAACUAGUUUCUGAGCCAUCAGGUCCUAGAGAGGUUAAAUUCAAAGAAGACCAGGAGGAGAGAUAUGAAGAGUUCCACAGCCAGGAGGGUAAGGAAGAAGGCAACGACCAAGGGGAGGAGGAUGAUGAAGCUUCAGAGGGAAGCAACCCCCUCAAGCCUUCUGAGAGCAAAAAGGCAGCUCUGCUGGCAUAUGUAUUACCGCCUGCAAAUUCAUUUUCUCCCUGGAAGAUGGUUGCAGUCAAGAACUCGCCCUUCUCCAUCGUUAGCUUGUUUUAGUGCGUUUUGUCUCACAACGACAGCAUCAGACUCCUAGGGGAUGUCCCAGAACACUGAGACUUGGUGGAACACAGCCAGAACACGCGGCUAACAAAGGGACAGGUGGCCUGGCAGGAGGCUGCCCUUCCUAGAGUGACCCAGGCAAAGUAGACAUCCUGCUCAUCCGGAAGGCCCAGCUUUACUCUCUGGAGCUUCACUUUUCCAGUUACUGACCUACAAGAAGGGUCUAGGUGCAGAUAACCCUUGCUUGACAAGAUAUAAGAGGGAUAUGACAAGCCAAAAAUGUGGCCCCGAAUUGGACCUACGCCGCUGCUUAACCCUUGCAGUUUUGCAUCUCCCAUAGGCGACCCACGGGAAGAACCAGGCCCGAGUAGCGGAGAAGAAAUACCGCUGCUCUCGCUUACCUGUUGUUUAACCUCUUGAUCUCUUUCCCUUUUCCCUUUGUUUUAUCAUCUUCAUUAUCUGUUGGAUUCACGUGUUUAUGUCUUUUUAUACCAUCUCUCAUCUCUGGUCUCUCCUCGUGCCUCUUUCUCAUUUGAUAUGUUGCAGCCAUCCCCUGCCCCCAAUCCCCCCAUCUUCUCCUUGCCUCUCGUAGGCCUGGUGGUCAUAUCGGCUUUGCUCUGGUGCUGGUGGGCUGAGACGUCGUCCUAACGCAGGUACUGGUAUUGCGUCCCCUCCUUCUGAGGGAUAGAGGGAGGGUGCAGGUUGCCCUGGCCUCUCCACUUUCCCUUUUCUCUGAGCCGCUUGCUUCUUGCUUUUGCCAUUUUACAACAGGUGAUAGUCAGGUCUGAGUUUUAGCCCUGGCUUUUCCUUGGGCUACUGCAAAGCCCAUAACGUCUCAGAGAAUGUCUCCCUAACUUGUACGGAAUUGGAGUGCUCGCCAUUGACAUAGUUUGAGUUUCUGUACUCUGGCUGGGAAAAAGUUGAAUGAUCCCAGCACUGUGGCUACUUUCAAAGCUCCCUCGACUACUUCUGAUGAGCUGAUGUCUGACUACAAGGCUGGCCUGGCUGCUCUUUGUCUUUGUUUAGCCCCAGAGCCAAGCUCUCACUACGGUCACUACCCAGGAUGGCAGAAUAAGGAAUCACUGCCUCCCCACUUGGGUGAGAGAGGAGGUCUGGAGAGUUGUGAUCCCCGAAGGUCAUCUGUAUGAGGAGAACCUCGAUUCGUCCUUCAGCCUUGGCAUCAAACUCUUAUCAUAUUAUGUACUUUCUACUGAGAAGUUCUCUGGUUUGGGGAUUCUAGUCUCCAAAAAAUCAGAACAAGAAUGCCACAUCCCUUUUGGGGGUCAGAUUCUAUUGUAAUUGGCUUCCCAAGCUAGGCUUUCUGGAGAGAAUGUGGUAUUGGUGAGAAGUUUCCACUAACCAGAAAUGCAGUGUUUUCAGGGAGCCAAACUGAUAUAUUCUGGGCACCAGUCCACGUAAUCUGAUCUGUCAACAGGGCACCAAAUUCAGGAGGCAGAAUGUAGUCUCAUGGCCCAAGGUAGAACCCUUCCAGACCCAUAAACUAUUCUCUCUUGGCCUGUUUUGGCUCCUUUCCCACGCUCCCCCUGCCACUCCCACUCCCCCACCCUCUCUUCUCACAUCCCUGUAAAUGGAGUGUAGUUGGCUCACUGCAUAGGUUCAGAGUGAC